UUCUCGACUCCCAACGACGGCUGCUGCAGAAGUCCUAUAAUACAGUCCUAUAAUACUUUUUAUAUUAAACUUGGCCCUAUAAUCCAACAAUAGUAAUCGGCCUGCGGGCCGCCUCGGUCCUUCAACCCAGCAAUAGAAUAAAACAUUUAAAAGUUUAUAUAUUGACUAUAUACUGUAUAGUCCUUGUGGCUUAGCGCUUCUUUUUGAUUAUAAUAAUAAUAUAUAUUGACUAUAACAUUUAAUAGUUGCAUAAAACAACUACGUACGUGUCUUGAGAAGAAUAAAACCUCUGGAGGUAGAUGUACGGAUUUACAUGUCUUUCAAACGAGAGACAGACAAUGAUGCUUCUUAUCUUGAUCAACUUAAGCACUGCAAGUCAUAAAAAGUACUUGCUCUUCUUCACUCCUAUGUAACACACUCACACAAGCCUGUUGGAUGUCCAAGCCUCUAGUACUCAGAACUACAUGUAUGUAUAAGGGAUAAUUAUGAACAGCAGAGUAAGGGAGCUCCUGGCAGAACAUAUCCCAGAGGAUGAGGCACUUCUCCUUAAGAAUGGCAGAUAUGCUUGCUUGGUGUGCAGCCAUCGGCCAGUAUGCGACACUCUGCCCAUGUUGUCUCGACAUAGAAUUGGAAAAAAGCAUCUUUAUUGUCUUGCAAAGUUUAUGGAGCGAAAGCAGGAAGUGGAGCUCCUCAUAUUGAAACGUCAACAGGAAACAUAUUUGAAGACUGGUCAAACUAGCAACCCAGGAGCAACAGUUCUUCCAAAUAAUAAUCAAAGCCAUGGCCAAGAAUCAAGCAGUUUGUUUAAUAAGUAUUCUACACACACUAGAGCCAAAAGGCCCUCAAGACGCACUCCUUAUAGCCGCAAGGAGACAAUUAAUAUAAAAAGAUCAGAAGGCUGUAGCAUCCAGCAAGAAAUGAUCUCAAAACACACUUCCAGUGUAGAAGAUGAGGUUACGAGAUAUGUUAAAAAGAUUUUGCAGAAGAAUGAGUUCAGUGAUGCAGUUAUGAAGGAGCGUCGUCUGUGUCAUUUACCACAGUCUAAAAUUGAAACACCAAUAACGAUGAACUCAGUAAAUUUGACUGCAAACUCAUUAGGUGAAGACAAACUUCCUGUAGCUUCUGACUUGGCUUCACAAGAAAAAGUAGUAAUUUCCCCCAGUUCACAAUUCAAACUGGAGAGGUGUAAAUAUUACCAAAACCUUCGAGCUUCAGGAUGGAAGAGAGAUUUGUUGGGGAACUGGACUAGGGAUGCUGAAGCAGAAUUUGACAGUGAUGAAGAACCACCACAAGAGUUUAAAGGCCAGUUUCAAUAGCAGUUUGUUAGUUAGUAUUAAUGUUAAUAUUCAUGUAGGAGUUUUUUUAAAAAUCUUCAAACUGAUGUAAAAAAUUAUGGGAAAAUCAUUGUAUUAGAGGUCUUAGACCAGUACAUAGUUAUAAAAGAUUUUUUUUUACCACUUCGGCCAUUUCCACCAAGGAAAACACAUUCAUCCUUCAGAAUGCAGGCACUGCCCUUCCCACCUCCAGAAUUCAAAUAUGGCUAGCAAGUUUUCCCUGAAUCCUUUCAUAAAUAAAAACUUCAUCAGCCCCCAACAGCACCCCAAAUUGAAAAAAUCAAUUGUAUCCAAUCUGACAACUUCACACAUCUGUGGGAUGAAUAACCUUUACUACCUAAAACUGUUGUCACUCCCUCCUUCCAGCACUUCUGGAAUAUUCCUCUACAUCCAUCACAGCUUAUACAAUUAUUUUAUCAAUCUAUCUUGCUCCAUUCUUUUUUAAACACACUGGCCAUCUCCCACCAAGGUAGGGUGAACCCAAACAAAGAGAAACGCAUUCACCAUCAUUCAUUCAGUCGCUGUCUUGCUAAAAGUGUGCUGACAUCACAGUUCAGACGUCCCUCCGAAUUGCAACAUCCUCAUCUUUCCUUGAACUGCAGGCGCUUUACUUCCCACUUCCAUGACUCACAUCCAGCUAACUGGUUUCUCUGAAUCCCUUCAUAAAUGUUUCAUUGCUCUCUUUCCAACAGCACGUCAGAUCACAGAAUCACCUACCUCCAUUCCAAUGUAACACGUUCACACAAGCCUGUUGAAUGUUCCUGCCUCUAGUACUGAAAACCUCCUUUACCUCCCCCCUCCCUCCAUCCCUUUCUGGGAUAACUCCUGCCCUCCACUCCAUAUUUAUAUACUCUCCAUCCUUUCUAAGUAACCAGAGUACUCAACUCCUCCUCAGUCCUCUGAAUUAUGCUUUUGGUAACCUCACACCUUCUAAUCUCCAAGCUCCAAAUUUUCAUCACAAUAUUCACACCACAUAACCCUCAAAUAUGACAUCUCCAAUGCUUCCAUCCUCCUUACACUGCAGUAUUUACAACCCUAAACACCCAAAUAACAGUGUUUAUACCAUUAUUCUCUGGACUUUCCUCUUUUUGCCACCAUGGAUAAACUUUGUCUUCAUUGAUGCCUCAUUGUAGCACCCACCUUUUCUCCCCUCUUCUAUUCUGUGAUUCACUUUAUCUUUCAUAGACCUAUCCAUAGACAGAUAUCUAAACACAUUUGUAUCCUCCAUACUCCCUUCCUCCAUUCUGAUAUCCAGUCAUUAUUAUUAUGUUGGGCGAUGUAUAUUCUGUGAAACUGUAGCUAAAUAUCCUCCUACCCUUUUCAAUGAUACCAGACAGACAUGGUCAGUGACUUUUAUAAAUGGUUGAUAGUUAAUCAUUCUGUGCAAAAUAAUACGAUAUCUCUCAUGGAGUUCCGAGUACAUUCACGUUCCACAAUAGGGCAGUCAAAUCAUAUAUAAAAUGUAAUAAGCUUUAUUAAGCAGAUAAGCCUUAUAAACUUUAUAUAUAAACUGUAAGUGAAUACAUAUAUCAGUGAUAUUAUCUCAAUAAAUAACAUACAGUAUAUCUCGUAAAUUUGAUUUCAUUAUACAGUAUUAAAACAGAACAGGUUGCAUAAAAUUUGCCCAAGUUAACAAUUUCCUGUUUUCCUUCUUCGUGUCUUUCAUUGAUGGAAGACACGUAAAGGUCGUACAUUAUCUACCACAAAUUAUAAGUAAAGAACUGUAAACUAUCAAACUGCUGAGCACCAAGUGGUGAUGUCUGUAGUUUCAAAAACAAGGACUGUAUUAAAAUUUUGUAUCUGGUUUCUGCCUGCACUUCCUUUGUAGGAAGACAGUCAGAGGCCACUGUAGCAAAAUCGUAUCAACAACAGAAUUUAAAACAUUGAA
Molecule: messenger RNA, 3222 nt
Organism: Cherax quadricarinatus
Lineage: Eukaryota; Metazoa; Arthropoda; Malacostraca; Decapoda; Parastacidae
Product: sodium channel modifier 1
Biological process (GO): RNA splicing
Cellular component (GO): nucleus
Source: RefSeq, a predicted model, not a curated record